CUCACCACGCAUGCUUUUGAUGUUGACGCGAAUCUUCUCGCCCUCCUUAAUUCUGUAAUCCUUUGAGGGCAGCGCRGAGAACUGCUUCAGGGGUUCCUUUGCCGCCUCGUGUUCCCGCCUGGAAUCUUCCAGAGACGUAUUGAAAUCAAAGGCGUCGUUUCUUUCAUUGAAGGCCAUUCCGACAAACAUGUGGCGGCCGUUUUCGUUUUCUAUUCUCAGCACGAAGUAACGGCUCGAGUCAACGCACCGAUCUACGGCACCCUCCUUGAUGGGACACACCGCAAAUAYAUCUCCGGACUUCCGAUCUACCAGCAACACCAGUGUCAUCUCGCCCCGCUCCACAACUUUUACGGUGCCCUGCCACACCUCGUCCCUCCAAUCGGCGCCCCUCCAGCCACCGGCCUGGGCUCGCGGGGGCAACUUGAAGACGUGCGCGUCUUUGAUCACGCACCGCACCCUUUCGAUCACCUCCGGAUCCUGWAGGGACUUCAUGUACUGGGCKGUUUCGUUCGGUAUGCCCGCAUCUUCGGCGGUCUUGUUGCCUUUGGAAAAUCCCCUUGAAGACAUCUUUGUUGCGUUGCCGUGGUAACUAGUCUCCGUUACACUACUGUAUUGCCAACUCUAAUACUUACGGCUUUUGUGGUGAACACUUUGAUUAUAUCGUCGAGAUGUUGUUGAUAGUGUUGAUUCGGUGCGAACCGCAAUCAUCAUGCCGUCACGAGUAAGUACAGAUUGAUUCAAGAAUGCCACGGUAACCUCUAGCAGCACACAGUACUUUACGGUACUCAUACUAGUUCUAAUGUUUUAUUCUCUCUCUAGCAAUUUAAACUUGGUUUUUGUUCGUUGCAAUCUUUUUCUCUCUUUUGUUUGUUUUUACUAACGGUUUUAGGGCUUAAUACAUCGUAUAUUCGUGACUCAAAACUUUCUUAUUCCACGUGGAAGAWGAAUGAGACAGAUKGUUUGGUCUCGUCUGAUCUCCUACCGGUACACGCAACAUAAUGGUGUGACGUUUGUCUACGUGAGCUCGUGGUUAUCAGCRGUGACAUGAGACAGGUGUGUGAUGGGUGGCUUCUUCUAAGAUAAACGAAGAGAAGUGGGAGAGAUUUUCAUGGCCCAGAAACAACCUACAUCCAUACCAAACAUACGAGUUUUCCUACUCAUACGUUCUUCUUCAAUUUUUCAACGUUGGAGAACGCYCUCGAGAAGCACGGAAACGAUUCUGYUGUCAUCACAUAUCCUUAACAAAUAAWAACAAAGGAUCAAUUGCGCCAUGAAGCUAUCACUUACCCACGUUGUCCUUGCGGCACUAGCCACAUCCUCGGCYGCCUUUGCGCCAGCCAUGAAGCCCAAGGCUGCUUCUACUGCCCUUGAAGCAAAGAACGUGAGCUUCCGCGAGGAAUCGCGAAGGGCACUCGUAGAAGGGAUCAACCAGGUUGCCGAUGCCGUCAAGGUUACCCUUGGACCCAAGGGACGAAACGUUGUUCUCGAACGUAACUACGGAGCUCCCGAGAUUGUGAACGAUGGUGUUACUAUUGCCCGUGAAAUCGUCCUUARAGAUCCCGAGGAGAAUGUCGGAGCCAAAUUGAUCCAGGAGGUCGCCCAAAAGAGUGACAACAAGGCUGGAGAUGGUACCACAACCUCUACUAUCAUGACCCAAGCCAUCACAAACAACGGUAUGCGUGCCGUUACUUCGGGUAUUAACCCCGUUGCUCUCAACAGAGGUAUUCGCAAGGGCGCGAACUUGGUAACWGAGAAGAUCAAGGAAUUGGCAAAGGUGAGAAAAAAUCGAUAAACCGUACGAAACGAACCAAAAUUUAUUUCUUCAUUUGCGAAAAGCAGUACGUAUCUCACAAAAAAUUCUUAUCUACUAUUUGGUCCGAAUGKUUGAACAAACUUGCUUGCCAUUUUGUAUUUCUUUUGAAUGUAUUGUUUAUUUAUAUUUAGCCCGUCGGUAGUAUCGAUGAUCUUAAGGAUGUCGCCACCAUCGCUUCUGGUUCCGUCGAUAUGGGACGUAUUAUCGCCCAAGCCGCAGACAAAGUCGGAGAAACCGGAUCCACUGUUGUCGAGGAGUCCCAGACCUUGUUCGAUGAGAUUGAAUUCACCGAAGGUCUUACCAUUGACCGUGGAUACAUUUCUCCUUACUUUGUCAAGGAUCAAGAACGUCAAAUUGGUGAAUUGAUCAACCCUAGAAUUUUGGUUACCGACGCCAAGAUCGACAACGUYAAUGAUGUUGUGCCUUUGUUGGAACAAUUGGUCAAAUCGAAGGAUCCCCUUCUUAUCAUCGCCGAGGAUGUCACCGGCGAGGCCCUUUCUGCCCUUGUUGUCAACAAGAUGAGAGGAGUCCUCGACGUCGUUGCCAUCAAGGCACCCGGUUUCGGUAACAGACGCCGCGAAUACACACAGGAUAUCGCCAUUGCGACUGGUGCCUCCUUUGUAGCGGAAGAACUCGGAAUUACUCUUGAUUCGGUCACUCUUGAUAUGCUCGGAACCGCCGACCGCAUUGUUGUGGCCAAGGAGUCGACAACCAUCGUCACGGACGGAAAGCACCAAGAGGACAUCRAUGCUCGUAUCAAACAGCUCCGUCGCGAACAGGACAAUGCCGAUACCGAUUUCGACAGAGAUAAGUUCACCGAACGUAUUGCUUCCCUUGGAGGUGGUAUCGCUCGCAUCAAGGUYGGAGCUGCUACCGAGACCGAGCUCAAGGACAAGAAGCUCCGAUACGAGGAUGCCCUGAACUCUGUUCAGAGUGCCCGAGAACUCGGUGUCGUCCCUGGUGGAGGUGCGUGCUUGGCCCACAUCCAGCUUAAAUACGGAGACGAAAUCUUGGAUGCCAUGGAAAGCGACGACGAACGCGCCGGAGCACAAAUUCUUCUCAAUGCCAUGGGAGCACCAUGCAUGCAAGUUGCCGAAAACGCUGGUAUCGAGGGUGCUGUUGUUCUCUCUAAGGUUCAGACUUUGGGCGAAGAGAAGGGAGUAAGUUUUAUUCUACKAAACCAAGUGAUGGGCUCGUGACUUUUUGCGUUUCCGUUCUUUYGUCGCUCACCAAGCUCACCUCUGUAAUUUUACUAAUCACUCUGUAGUUCCAAUGGGGUUGGGAUGCUGGUUCCAUGGAAUACUGCGACCUUUACGAGCGAGGUGUUCUUGAUCCUGCCAAGGUUACCAUCAACGCCAUCGAAAACUCUGCCAGUGUUGCUGGACUUGUAUUGACCACCGAAUGUUUGGUCACAGAAAUCCCAAUUGAAAUGASCGAAGAAGACAAGCAAAGACUCUUUGAUCAACAAGCAAUGGGCGCCGGUAUGCAGGCUUAGAUGAAUACGAGAAGAAUGAAAUAAUAAACGAUGC
Pseudo-nitzschia multistriata is the source of this 3342-nucleotide messenger RNA. The record is from the annotation of a GenBank genome assembly. Lineage: Eukaryota; Bacillariophyta; Bacillariophyceae; Bacillariales; Bacillariaceae.